Messenger RNA from Rhincodon typus (whale shark), 1952 nucleotides. RefSeq names its product RAB2A, member RAS oncogene family (gene rab2a). Bases 112 to 750 code for a protein of 212 amino acids. Lineage: Eukaryota; Metazoa; Chordata; Chondrichthyes; Orectolobiformes; Rhincodontidae. The transcript has 8 exons. The record is from RefSeq and is a predicted model, not a curated record. Gene Ontology annotation, cellular component: Golgi apparatus. Gene Ontology annotation, molecular function: GTP binding; GTPase activity.
UGUCUGUGGAGGGUGUCGCACGGGUAGUUCCGGUGCUGACGUCGGCAGGAGCCAGUUAUUGCUGAGGCGGCGGCGGUAGUAGUUCGAGUGCGCAGCGAGCACCGGCUCACGAUGGCGUACGCUUACCUUUUCAAGUACAUCAUCAUCGGGGACACAGGUGUGGGCAAGUCAUGUCUAUUACUACAGUUUACAGACAAGCGAUUUCAACCUGUACAUGAUCUUACCAUUGGUGUAGAAUUUGGUGCUCGAAUGAUAACCAUUGAUGGAAAGCAAAUAAAACUUCAGAUUUGGGAUACUGCUGGGCAAGAGUCUUUCCGUUCCAUCACAAGAUCUUACUACAGAGGAGCUGCUGGUGCCUUGCUAGUUUAUGACAUCACAAGGCGGGACACCUUCAAUCACUUGACAACUUGGUUAGAAGAUGCUCGCCAGCAUUCCAACUCCAACAUGGUCAUCAUGCUCAUUGGAAAUAAGAGUGACUUGGAAUCAAGACGAGAAGUGAAGAAAGAUGAAGGGGAAGCUUUUGCAAGGGAGCAUGGCCUCAUUUUCAUGGAGACUUCUGCAAAGACUGCUUCUAAUGUUGAAGAGGCAUUUAUUAACACAGCUAGGGAGAUCUAUGAGAAAAUACAGGAAGGAGUCUUUGAUAUCAAUAAUGAGGCAAAUGGAAUCAAGAUUGGACCACAGCAUGCUGCUACCAAUGCAUCACAUUCAGGCAGCCAUGGAGGGCAACAGGCUGGUGGAGGUUGCUGUUGAGAUUGCUCAUUUAUCAAUCUGCUUGACUUGGCCCUAUUACCUUUUCACCCUCUCCUACACCAGUCCAAAACAGGAAGCCAUUAAUAUAUGGUUUAUAUAAUAGGAGAUAUCUGGGAAGUCCUUCAUAAACCUUGUAAAACUUGUCGUACAUACUGUUCUCAGCAGAAAGCUAAUAUUUGCUUAGACAGGAUUUGAAAAUUGUACUCGUACCUAUUUACAGUUUUUUCUGGUUGUUCUUUUGUCUACUUUGCCCUUGACUACAAAAUGAAUUGUAUUAAACACUACAAAUCACAUCUGAAUAUUUUAAUUGUGGGUUAAAAUUCCUAUUACUGUUACUUAUGUUUCAUAACAUCAAACUGUAAAAGCUGUCAAAUUUCAAAUGCUGUGGAGAAUCGCUAGAGGACUGUUUUAAUUCUGUAUUUAUCAUCCACUUUGUGUAUAUAUAGUUCAAAUAAAAGCUUGGGGUGUAUGUUGGCCAAGCUGAAAUCCCUUGUAGUUAAGCAGGCCAUCAAUGUCUUAACUACUUCAGCUUAAAAUGCCAGUAUUGUUCUAGACUGAAGCUUUGUCUAUUCUGAAUUUGAGAUGGUUUGACUUUUGGUCUCAAUACCACCUGCUUUCCCUCCUCAUGCUACCAUCGCAGCCCUAAGUCCAUAACAUGCAAAUGUAACUCAUGGUAAACGUACAUUGUUAGAAAUUUCAUAUCUGUUUUAAUGCCAAAUUGUCUAUUCUGCUUCUUUAGAGCACCCCAUCAGAAAUGGAUCAGUGGUUUGCCUUAAAGAAUAGCUUAAGAUUAAAACAUAUGGCAGCUGAAAGAAAGUUCUUUUCUUUUCUUUUGUUUGGGAUGGUGCAUUAAAACAAAUGUAGAUCUUUUUUCUCAUUACACAAAUACAUUUUUAUCUGCAUGUAUUGCUUUGAUUAGUAAAUUUAAACACUAGCUUUAAAAUUAGAUGUAAAAGUGGUGUAAAGCUUUUCUUUGCAGUCUAUUCUGUUUUGUCAGUGAAGAUUUGUUUAUUGUACAGGGGUGAUAAAUUUAAUAAACCUGCCAAAAUGAAACAACCUGACACAAACUGAACAGGCUUGUAGCUCUGUGAACCUAAAUCUAUACACGGUCAAUAUGGCAUUGUUUAUAAGCCAAGACUAUUUAAACUGGUAUCUUAAACAAUAAAUAAUAAUUGUGCAUUGCCAUUUUUCAUACUAACAAA